GAAGUGACGUCGGCCGGAUACGGAAGCGUGUGAGAGAGGCAGCGUGGACGAGGCUCCGGUGAAGUUGUGGCUGUGUAUGUAAGAAGCGGGAGUUGUGCGGUUCGGGUGUCCGUCUACUGAGCUCCCGCGCCGGGUGUUGUUUAAAAUAAUUUAAAAUAUGGCUGGAAUUCUGUUUGAAGAUAUCUUUGAUGUGAAGGAUAUCGAUCCUGAAGGACGAAAGUUUGAUAGAGUUUCAAGGCUACACUGUGAAAGCGAGUCCUUUAAAAUGGAUCUGAUUCUUGAUGUGAAUAUACAAGUUUAUCCUGUGGAUCUGGGUGAUAAAUUCCGUUUGGUAAUUGCCAAUACCCUUUAUGAGGAUGGAACCUUAGAUGAUGGUGAAUACAAUCCUAAUGAUGACCGACCUUCCAGAGCUGACCAGUUUGAAUAUGUUAUGUAUGGAAAAGUUUAUCGGAUAGAAGGAGAUGAAACAUCCACUGAAGCUGCCACUCGUUUAUCUGCAUAUGUAUCAUAUGGUGGUUUGCUAAUGAGAUUACAGGGAGACGCUAAUAACCUGCAUGGAUUUGAAGUCGACUCCCGCAUUUACCUUAUGAUGAAGAAACUUGCCUUCUGAACUGAAAAUAGAGAUGUUACUUUAGUUAUUGUGCUUUCAGAUGAACACUGACAAUCUGGAUUAGGCUCAAUAAGUGGUAGCAACUUCCCUACCAUGUACAUUUUAUGUUCCUAUUUAAUUAAAAUAUAUUUUUUUAAUGUUUGCUACUUUGUGACAAGAAAAUAACAGGAAUAUUUUCCAUCCUGUUUAAUAAAGCUUGACAUUGUGUGUGCAGUCACCUUGAGUUUCAACGGU
Messenger RNA from Hyla sarda, 844 nucleotides. RefSeq names its product RNA polymerase II, I and III subunit H (gene POLR2H). Gene Ontology annotation, biological process: DNA-templated transcription. Gene Ontology annotation, molecular function: DNA-directed RNA polymerase activity. Gene Ontology annotation, cellular component: RNA polymerase I complex; RNA polymerase III complex; RNA polymerase II, core complex. NCBI's taxonomy places the organism in Eukaryota, Metazoa, Chordata, Amphibia, Anura, Hylidae. The transcript is spliced from 6 exons. The record is from RefSeq and is a predicted model, not a curated record. The coding region runs from base 158 to 610 and encodes 150 amino acids.